ACCACGCGUUAGUCAACUUGUCGUUCCUCUCGUAUCGUCGUAUUUAAGAACCAUGAAAGUCUUUAGCGCAGUGAUGGUGGUGGUUGCGGUGUUUGCUGCAACGGCCAAUGCUUUGGAAGAUGAGCCCACAUGCCCCGAAAAGGAUGACAUAUUCAACCCGGUCCACUUUCCCCAUCCGACCAGUUGUGAAAAGUUUUACAAAUGCUUCAAUGGCGAAAAGAUCGAGAUGGAUUGCCCCGACGGUCUUCACUGGAACAUUGAGAAAGAUUAUUGCGACCAUCUGGCGGAAGCGGAUUGUGUUCGUCCGCUUCCAUUCCAUGCUAUAAACUAAUCCUAAGAUAGUAUAAAUUACUUUGCUUAAACAAUAAAUGAGAAUUUGACACUUGGAAGUUUCGCGGCCGUUACUAACCCAUCGGUUCAAAUUUGAAAAACGUUGUAACGUAGCAAACCUCUGAACCAUGGGUUAUA
This is a messenger RNA of Anopheles cruzii, 468 nucleotides long. Its product is annotated as peritrophin-1-like. Gene Ontology annotation, molecular function: chitin binding. The coding region runs from base 53 to 331 and encodes 92 amino acids. The record is from RefSeq and is a predicted model, not a curated record. Lineage: Eukaryota; Metazoa; Arthropoda; Insecta; Diptera; Culicidae. The transcript has 2 exons. Gene Ontology annotation, cellular component: extracellular region.